AAUUUAGAAAGAAAGAACUUAAUUUGGGCUCUCUCUCUCUCUCCCACACUGUUCAUUAUUUGAUAUUGGUCAUCAAUUUAGACCGUUGUCGAAAUCCAUAUUAUGUUUCUAGAAUUCCUAGAAAUAUAAUAAUAAUAAUAGAACACCAACACGUGGUGUGAUGAUGAAGAAAGAGAUGAAACUUGAAACAGAAAUUAUUAGCGUGGGUGGUCUGAAAUCUUUAUUUUCAAAUCCAAAAUAAUCUAUCUUACCUGCCACCCAACGCUACCAAAUAACGUGUCUUCACUCCUUCAUCAUUAUUUUUGUUUUUGGAUCAAAUUGUUCAUAACGUGUAUCUUUCUAUAAAGUAACACGUCUUUUAAAGUUGUUCAUAAAUCCCAAUUUUAUUUACUCGCUUUCACAUUCAAUCUUUAUCUUCUUCUUCUUCAUAUAUAUUCUCUCAAUAUUCGAAACAAACACAGAUUUAUUUCCUAAUUAAAACACAGAACAAUGGCCACAGUGACUAUUCCUCCGGUUCUAACUACCCCUCGUGAUGAUGCUGCUCAGCUUUACCGUGCUUUCAAAGGUUUUGGAUGUGACACAGCAGCAGUAAUCAACAUCCUUGGGCACAGAAAUGCAGCACAACGUAGUCUAAUCCAACAAGAGUAUAGAAUGAUGUACUCUACAGAACUCAGCAAGCGUAUUUCCUCUGAGCUUAGUGGAAAUGUUAAGAAAGCUGUUUUACUGUGGCUUCAUGAUCCAAUGACCCGAGAUGCAACCAUUGUGAGGCAGGCUUUGAGUACUGCAGAUGUUAUUGAUCUUAAAGCUGCUACUGAAGUAAUCUGUUCUAGAACUUACACUCAAAUUCAACAGUUUAAACAGAUUUAUUAUCAAAUUUUUGGUGUUCUUAUGGAGAGUGACAUUGAGUACCAAACAUCUGGAGAUCACAAAAAGUUGCUGCUUUCAUAUGUAUGCACACCGCGUUAUGAAGGUCCAGAAGUCGAUAGAUCGAUGGUGGAAAGAGACGCCAAAGCUCUGUAUAAGGCUGGGGAGAAGAGAUUGGGAACUGAUGAGAUGAUUUUCAUAAGGAUUUUCAGUGAAAGAAGCAGAGCACAUAUGGCUGCUGUUAGUUAUGCUUACCAUGAUAUAUAUGGUACUUCUUUAGAAAAGGCAAUAAAGAAAGAAACAUCAGGACAUUUCGAGCAAGGCCUUUUGGCUAUUCUGCGAAGCGCUGAAAAUCCUGCCAAGUAUUUUGCAAAGGUGCUACACAAGGCUAUGAAGGGUUUGGGUACAUAUGACACAACACUCAUACGAGUAAUUGUAACAAGGGCUGAGAUUGAUAUGCAGUAUAUAAAGGCAGAGUACAGAAAAAAAUAUGGGAAAACAUUGAAUGAUGCUGUUUAUUCAGAAACAUCAAGCCAUUACAGGACCUUUCUUCUUUCUCUUCUAGGCCCCAAUAAUUAGUUAUUGGGCAUUCUACGAGUUUGAAGCUUGGUUAGCUGGUACUCAUUUAGCUCUGACUAGAUCAAGAUGCUACCAAUGUGCAUAUUAUUCACUUUUUGUAACUAACUUGAAAUUUAUAUUCUUUUCUUCUUUGUUAUUUUUUUUAUUAUUUGCUUUGAUUGGAGUUUGAUUUAAGUUUGUCUUUGGAAAAUAUGCCUUGUUAUGUAAACUCUCUUGUAAUUUUCAAUUAGUAAAUAGUGCAUUGCUUUUAUUAUCCAGAAA
This is a messenger RNA of Cannabis sativa, 1704 nucleotides long. RefSeq names its product annexin D5. Bases 490 to 1443 code for a protein of 317 amino acids. Lineage: Eukaryota; Viridiplantae; Streptophyta; Magnoliopsida; Rosales; Cannabaceae. The transcript has 6 exons. Gene Ontology annotation, cellular component: cytoplasm. The record is from RefSeq and is a predicted model, not a curated record. Gene Ontology annotation, molecular function: calcium ion binding; calcium-dependent phospholipid binding.